UACUAUAAAGUCACGUGAUAAUCUUGUAUUAUUGUGAAAGCGGGUACUUUUAAACAACUAAAUAUUAGUCUUUAUUCUUGGUGGCUUGUAAUUAUAUUACGAAACCAAACGCGAACGCGCAUAAGCUCUUUAGGAAAGUCACCAGAAUCAAUUUAUCAUGCAUAUCAAGCAGAUUAUUAUACAAGGUUUUAAAUCUUAUAAAGAUCAAACUAUUAUUGAACCUUUUAGUCCUAGACAUAAUGUCGUCGUUGGUAGAAACGGAUCUGGAAAAAGCAACUUUUUUGCCGCAAUUCGAUUCGUUUUAAGUGAUGCAUACACAAAUAUGGGUCGCGAGGAGCGGCAAGCUCUCCUUCAUGAAGGAACCGGUCCUGCUACCAUGUCUGCUUAUGUUGAGAUUAUAUUUGAUAAUAGUGACAAUCGUUUCCCUACUGGCAAAGAUGAAGUGGUCUUGCGUCGUACAAUAGGAUUGAAAAAAGACGAAUAUUCAUUAGAUAAGAAAAGUGCAACAAAAACAGAUGUAAUGAAUUUACUUGAGAGUGCUGGAUUUUCACGUUCGAAUCCUUAUUAUAUUGUACCGCAAGGGAGGAUUACUGCGUUAACGAAUGCAAAAGAUCCGGAACGCUUACAAUUAUUAAAAGAAGUUGCUGGUACUCGUGUGUAUGAGCAACGUAGACAAGAAAGUAAAAAGAUUAUUGAAGAAACUGAUUCUAAGCGAUCCAAGAUUGAAGAGCUCCUUAAUUACAUUGAGGAACGUCUUGAAGAACUUGAAGAAGAAAAAGAGGAAUUAAAAAACUUUCAGGAUAUGGAUCGUGAAAGAAGAUGUUUGGAAUAUGCAAUAUAUCAUCGGGAGCAAUUAGAUUUGAAGCGACAAUUAAAUGAGGUCUUAAGUUUUUUUUUAUUACGUUUUUUUAAGAUUGUUACCGUUAAAGUAUAAAAAGCUAAAGUUUUUUAUUAACUUAUUUAGAUGGACGAAUUACGUGAAAAAGGGGUUCAUGGCUCAAACCAACAAAAUAAAUUAUUUAAGGAUGAUGCAGAAAGAAUUA
This is a messenger RNA of Rhizophagus irregularis DAOM 181602=DAOM 197198, 1043 nucleotides long. Lineage: Eukaryota; Fungi; Glomeromycota; Glomeromycetes; Glomerales; Glomeraceae. The record is from RefSeq and is a predicted model, not a curated record.